Messenger RNA from Corylus avellana, 3804 nucleotides. RefSeq lists its product as uncharacterized. Gene Ontology annotation, molecular function: protein kinase activity; ATP binding; protein binding. Lineage: Eukaryota; Viridiplantae; Streptophyta; Magnoliopsida; Fagales; Betulaceae. The record is from RefSeq and is a predicted model, not a curated record. Gene Ontology annotation, biological process: protein phosphorylation.
CUCUCCCCCUCUGCAUUUGAAUUAAAAAACAGUCACCCCCCUUCCCACCACCCCUCCUCCACCAUAAACAAAUGCUAAAAAACAGCCAUCUAAAAUUCCAUUUUCUCUCUGCACAAACAUCAUGGCCUAGCUGUUCUUGGAUCCGGAGAUUCUGGGUCUUUCAAUUUUUUGUUUAUUAAUACUGCUACUGAAAAAAAGAAAAAGAAAAAAAAAAGAAAAAGAAAACUUGUAGCCCACAAGACAUGACUUGGUAUCUCCUACCCAUUGUCCCUCCUCCCUAGGCUCAACCCCCUCCUUGUGUUCCUCCAUUAUCAUUGGGGCUUGUAGCAUAGCAUAGCUGUAAUGCCUGUAAAUCCAUGGACCCUCUUUUCCUUCCUAACGAUCAUUUUUCUUUCACUUCUCCACCACCCAUUUGUAGCUCUUGCUGUUAACCAACAAGGCCAGGCUCUUCUUUCAUGGAAGCAGAGCCUGAAUGGAUCCCCUGAGGAAUUAAGCAAUUGGAACCCAAAUGAUGAAACUCCAUGUAGGUGGUUCGGCAUCACUUGCAACCUCAACAAGGAUCUUGUCGGAUUGGAGUUGAGGUACUUGGAUUUGAUGGGUCGGGUUCCUUCAAACUUCACCUCCUUGAUGUCCUUGAAGGAGAUUGUUCUAACCGGAACAAACCUCACCGGUUCCAUCCCCAAAGAGAUUGCUAUUCUCCGGGAACUGAGCUACUUGGACUUGAGUGACAAUGCCUUAACCGGCGAAAUCCCAAGUGAGCUUUGCAACUUGCUUAAGCUCCAAGAAAUCCACCUCAAUACCAACCGGCUGGAGGGGUCCAUACCGGUCCAAAUCGGCAGCCUCACGAGCUUGAAGCAGCUAAUUCUCUACGACAACCAGCUCAGUGGUGAAAUACCCAGUCCCAUAGGCAACUUGAAGCUGCUUCAGGUACUCAGAGCCGGUGGGAACAAGAAUAUCCAAGGCGCUUUACCUCAAGAAAUCGGAAACUGCACCGAUUUGGUCAUGUUGGGCCUGGCCGAAACGAGCAUCUCGGGCUUCCUCCCACCCAGCCUCGGCCUCCUCAAGAAGCUUGAAACGCUCGCAAUCUACACCGCCCUCAUCUCCGGCCAAAUUCCUCCGGAGCUCGGAGACUGCUCGGCGCUCCAGAACAUCUACUUGUACGAGAAUUCGCUCGCCGGUUCGGUCCCAACCAGUCUCGGAAGCCUCAAGAAUCUCCGAAACCUUUUGCUCUGGCAGAACAGUCUGGUGGGCACUAUUCCAUCGGAGCUAGGGAAUUGCCAAAAACUAUCCGUCAUCGACAUCUCGUUGAACACGCUAACUGGAAGCAUCCCGAAAACUUUCGGAAACUUAUUGGCUCUGGAGGAACUCCAACUCAGCGAGAACCAAAUAUCGGGCGAUAUCCCGGCCCAGCUAGGAAACUGUACGAAACUCACCCACAUCGAGCUCGACAACAAUCAGUUAACCGGCACGAUACCUUACGAAAUCGGAAAUCUCGGGAAUCUCACAUUGCUCUACCUAUGGAAGAACAAGCUGGAGGGAGUGAUUCCGUCUUCAAUUUCCAACUGUCAGAAUCUGGCGGCCGUGGAUUUGUCUCAGAACGGCUUGACCGGGAACAUUCCCAAGGGGAUCUUCGAGCUCAAGAACCUCGUCAAGCUCUUGCUGCUCUCCAACAAUUUGUCGGGGCAGAUACCGCCCGAGAUCGGCAACUGCUCGUCCUUGAAUCGCUUCCGAGCGAACCUCAACAUGCUUACUGGGCCCGUCCCGCCGCAGAUUGGGAACUUGGCCAAUCUUGAUUUCCUGGAUCUCGGAUCGAAUCGCCUCUCCGGAAACAUUCCGGAGUUCUCCGGAUGCCCCAAUCUCACGUACAUCGACUUGCAUUCCAAUGCAAUCACCGGAAAUUUGCCGGAGAAAUUUAGCCGGCUUUCCUCGUUGCAAUUUGUUGAUUUUUCCGACAAUUUGAUUGAAGGGACGCUGAGUCCGAGUCUUGGAUCGCUGAGUUCACUCACUAAACUCGUUCUGAAGAUGAACCGGUUCUCGGGUCCGAUUCCGAGCCAACUCGGUUCGCUUGAGAAGUUACAGUUACUGGACCUGAGCGGAAACGAGCUGUCGGGGAACAUUCCGGUGAGCUUGGGUAGGAUUCCGGCGCUCGAGAUCGCUCUGAAUCUGAGCUGGAAUCAAUUCUCCGGGGAGAUUCCGGCCGAGUUCGCAGGCUUGGACAAGCUCGGGAUCUUGGAUCUCUCUCACAACCAGCUCUCCGGGGACCUCCGAUACCUCGCGGAUCUUCAGAAUCUUGUGGUCCUUAACGUAUCAUACAACAAUUUAUCGGGGCGCGUGCCGGACACGCCCUUCUUCGCGAAGCUUCCGCUGAGCGUUCUCGCGGGGAACCCCUCCCUGUGCCUCUCCGCCAACCAGUGCGCUUCCGACAAGCGCAGCAAUUCAGCCCGAAGACGAGCCGAGGCCGCGCGCGUGGCGAUGAUCGCCCUCCUUUGCGGCGCGUGCGCACUGCUCCUGGCUGCGCUCUACAUCAUCGUCGUUGGAUCGAAGAAAAGGCGCAGUGGGGGCCCCGGAUUCGGUGGGGCUCACGACUGUGACCUCGAAGGAGAUGGUGACGUGGACAUGGGCCUCCCCUGGGAAGUGACACUAUACCAGAAGCUCGACCUAUCCAUUUCCGACGUGGCCAAGUGCCUGACAGCUGGCAACAUAAUCGGCCGCGGACGAACCGGCAUAGUUUACAAGGUCACUAUUGCGUCGGGCCUAGCCAUCGCCGUAAAAAGGUUCCGAUCGUCAGAGAAGGUCUCCGCAUCGGCAUUCUCGUCCGAGAUUGCCACCCUGGCCCGAAUCCGACACCGAAACAUAGUCCGACUACUAGGUUGGGGGGCUAGCCGGAAAACCAAACUGCUUUUCUACGAUUUCUUGCCUAACGGUACUUUAGGCGCGUUGUUGCAUGAGGGAUGCGCAGGAUUAGUGGAGUGGGACACUCGGCUCAAGAUAGCAUUGGGCGUUGCAGAAGGCCUCGCGUACUUGCACCACGAUUGCGUGCCUGCCAUAUUACACCGGGACGUGAAGGCACAUAACAUAUUGCUAGGCGACCGGUACGAGGCUUGCCUCGCCGAUUUCGGCCUCGCAAGGUUGAUCGAAGAUAAUGGCAAUUCAUUUUCGGCUAACCCGCAAUUUGCUGGGUCGUACGGCUACAUUGCUCCGGAGUAUGGUUGCAGCUUAAAAAUCACAGAGAAGAGCGAUGUCUACAGCUUCGGGGUGGUUCUGCUAGAGAUAAUAACAGGGAAAAAGCCAGUGGACCCAUCAUUCCCCGAAGGAAAACAUGUUAUUCAAUGGGUUCGAGACCACUUAAAGAGCAAGCAGGACCCAGUUGAGAUCCUGGAUCCCAAGCUUCAAGGUUAUCCAGACACACAAAUACAAGAAAUGCUGCAAGCUCUGGGAAUAUCCCUCCUCUGUACAAGCAAUCGUGCCGAAGAUCGCCCGACAAUGAAAGAUGUGGCAGCAUUAUUGAGAGAAAUUCAGCAUGAGCCCACGGUUAAUGGAGGCGAGCCCCACAAGCCCACCGCCAACUCCGUCAUCAACAAGAUGGCCGACACCACCACGACGUCGUCGGUAACCCCGGCUCAAUUGGCUCUCCUCCAAGGCUCUUCUAAUUGCUCCUUUGCUUACUCGUCUUCUUCAGCCGGUUAUUUAUCAGGAAAUAAUUAAUUCCCAGUCGAUAAUUGAUUUUUUAUUAGGAGUAGGAGUAAUAUUAAGGGAAUUGUAAAGAGUUACCCAUGGUUUGUUUUGCAUAAUUUGGAAACAAGA